Molecule: messenger RNA, 2373 nt
Organism: Meleagris gallopavo (turkey)
Lineage: Eukaryota; Metazoa; Chordata; Aves; Galliformes; Phasianidae
Source: RefSeq, a predicted model, not a curated record
CCUUCGCUCCCUGCAGAUGACCUGGCCGCAGAGGUGGAGGACGUGGACUUCGAGGAUGAGGGAGCAGAGGGGCCCGACGGUGAGGCCUGGGAGACGGAGGACGAUGAGGGGUUGGAGGACGGCAUGGAGGCACAGGAUGACAGUGAGGUCACGUUCUCGCUGCACUCGGCCUCAGUAUUCUGUGUGAGCCUCGACCCAAAGACCAACACACUGGCAGUGACGGGUGGGGAAGAUGACAAAGCCUUCGUGUGGCGCCUGAGUGAUGGAGAGCUCCUGUUCGAGUGCACAGGACACAAGGACUCUGUCACCUGUGCCAGCUUCAGUCAUGACUCUGUGUUUGUGGCCACGGGUGACAUGUCUGGUCUUAUCAAAGUGUGGCGGGUGGACAACAAGGAAGAAGUGUGGUCCUUUGAGGUGGGGGACCUGGAGUGGAUGGAGUGGCACCCUCAGGCCCAUGUCCUUCUGGCGGGCACAGCUGAUGGCAAUUCCUGGAUGUGGAAGAUCCCCAGUGGAGACUGCAAAACCUUCCAGGGCCCUCCGUGCCCUGCCACGUGUGGCAAGAUCUUGCCUGAUGGGAAACGAGCUGUAGUGGGAUACGAGGAUGGGACCAUGCGCAUCUGGGAUCUGAAGCAGGGAACCUCACUGCACGUCCUGAAAGGCCAGGACGGCCACCAGGACCCCUUGACAUGUGUGGCCAGCAACCAGGACGGCAGUUUGAUCCUGACAGGCUCAGUGGACUGUCAUGCCAAGCUGGUCAAUUCUGCCACAGGCAAGGUGGUGUGCGUGUUCAAGAUGGAGAGCGUGGCUCCCAAGGCCACUGCAAGUGAGGGCGAGGAGGCAGAGUCCAAUUCAGUGGAGUCGCUGGGCUUUUGUAAUGUGAUGCCACUGGCUGCUGUGGGCUACUUGGAUGGUACACUGGCUAUCUACGAUCUCUCCACACAGAGCUUGAGGCAUAAAUGCCAACAUGAGUCAGGAAUUGUGCAGUUGCUGUGGGAGGAGAACUCUGCUGUGGUGUAUACCUGCAGCCUGGAUGGGGCUGUGCGGCUCUGGGAUGCCCGCUCAGGGAAGAUGAUCAGCGAGUACCGAGGGCACUCCGCUGAAAUCCUCGACUUCACUGUCAACAAGGAUGCCUCCAUUGUGGUGACGACCUCCGGCGACCACCAAGCCAAAGUGUUCUGCGUGCAGCGCCCUGAUCGCUAGGGUCAGUGCUGAGGGUGGUGGCCUGGCUCCGCCAGGCAGCUCGUGUACAGUGGGACAGGGGAGAUGGGUUUCACCACCCUGCUCCAGUGAGUGCUUUGUAAUUUUUCAGCCUGCCCCACUUUGCCCUCACAAGUUGGGGGCUGAGUCCGGGGUUUUGUAUGAGAAUAUCUUAUAAUUAUAUAUAAAUUAUUUCACUUACCUGGAUCCCAUCCACUCUGCUUGCUGGGGGGAAGGUGACCUUAAGAGAUGUGAUCUGUCCCCAUUGGGAUUUUAGGAAUUAGCUAUAGGGACUGUUCUUCCUAACCAGGCUGUCCCCAGUGCUCCCUGGUCCCAGCCCUGUUCCAGAGAUAGGUAGACUUUUUUCUUCCUUUGCUGUUGGAAAGGAACCUUUCGUGCCAAUGCUAUCAUAGGCUCUUCAGGAACACGGCUGGACCUGGUUGCCUCCGUGAGAGCCCAGCAGCCAGCUCUGAGCUGAGGGGCAUGGGUGGAUGGUUUUAUUCUGGGCUGACUGGAGGCAGAGACCUGCACAGUAGCCAUUCUUGACAGGGGAGACAUGGAGAUUCCCUGAGCAAGGCAGAAGGCUACGAAGGAAAUAUAUGGAUUGCUGGCUGAGGGUAAGAGGGCUGUCACAGCCCAUUAGGAGACGAGUGAUACUGCAUACACGAGGUAGUCAAGAGGUAGUAAGUGGGUGCCAGGACACCACAAUACUGCUUCUCAGCCUGGCAUUGCUGUGAGGGAACCAAGCUGCCUCCAGUCUCCUCUUCCUAAGAGAGCUGCUCCUUCUCCCCCGGCUCACUAACACAAGAGGAUUUUCACUAGUCCUGGGCACUGCACUCACACUUCAGCCGCAGACUGAGAAGAAUGUAAUGAGCUCCAAGCCCCAGUAAUUGUCCCCAUACCCUGAACAACUUCAACACCCCCAUGCGCUUGUCUCUCCAAGCGCCCUUUCCUUGGCAAGGCCACAUGUAUUGACAAACCAAAAACUUACAGCUCCUUAAGAUAGAAAGAUCUCCUUUAUUAAUGAACCCCAACAGUAUUUCUUCAGAUACAGGAGUUUUGAACUCAAAUACUCAGAAGAAAACAAGUUAAUAUUGCAUUAUUCUCAUAAGAAAUACUGCAACUUAUUUCCGGUAACAUAUUGCAAAGCGAAACAGCUUGAAAAGGAAAAAAAAA